CCCCCAUCGGCUCAUCCCACACUCCGCUCCUGUCCAACCUAUCCUACCCCGAGGGGUGCCGUCACUUGCAACGCUUGGCAUCCCCGUGACAUCUUCCUCGUCGCUUCUCUUUCCUGACAAUGGGCGGCAUCUGCUGUAAGCCAGAGGUCAUCGACUUCGAUGGGCCAGUCGACCUCUACCACUUUUACCUGCUGCGGGCCGUUGGCAAGGGAGCCUUUGGCAAGGUCAGAGUUGUGCAGCAUAAGCAGACCAAGACACUGUAUGCGCUCAAAUACAUCAACAAAGCCAAGUGCAUGAAGAUGAGAGCAGUCUCAAAUAUCAUUCAAGAAAGGCGGUUGCUGGAGGAGAUCGAGAGCCCCUUCGUGUGCAACCUGCGCUACGCUUUCCAAGAUGACGAGAACAUGUUCAUGGUCCUCGACCUGAUGCUGGGCGGCGACCUGCGCUUCCACCUCGAUCGUACUGGCAACAUGAAGGAGGCGGUGGUACGCUUCUACGUAGCAGAGCUAGCCUGCGCAUUAGACUAUCUUCACAACCUACAGAUCGUCCAUCGCGACAUCAAGCCGGAUAAUGUCCUCCUGGAUGAAAAGGGUCAUGCCCAUCUUACCGACUUCAACAUUGCUGUCCACUUCUCGCUCAAGCGUCCACUGACUUCCAUUGCCGGCUCCAUGGCCUACAUGGCCCCGGAGGUCCUAGGCAAGCGCGGCUACCUGAGCUCCGUCGACUGGUGGUCUUUGGGCGUGACGGCGUACGAAUUGCUCUUUGGACGGAGACCCUUCAGAGGCAAGACAAAUUCGGCCCUGACGCAUUCGAUCAUGAAUGACCGGUGCGGGUUCCCGGAGAAUGUAGACACGAUCGUCUCGAGGGAGACGAUUAGCUGUAUCAAGGGGAUGCUGGAGCGGGAUACUCGCAAGAGGAUGGGUUGCAGAAACGGGCUCGAGGACUUCAAGGCUCACCCAUGGUUCGCCAACCUAGACUGGGAUGCUUUGAUGGCAAAGCAGCUGAAGCCUCCAUUCGAGCCCGACAGCAAAAAAGCCAACUUUGACGCGACACACGAGCUCGAAGAGCUCUUGCUCGAAGAUAACCCGCUCAAGGCUCGGAAGCGCGACGAGAAGCGCGAUAUCAACAGCUUGGCGCCGGAGAUGCGGCAGAUGGAAGAGCAUUUCCUGCCCUUCGACCAUCUCAAGCAGGUGAGACGGUCCUACUUCAAGUCGCCAAAGGCACGGGAGAGGACGCUCGAGGAGCAACAACAGACUUCGUCAACCACUUACACGCUGCAGGACCAGCCGCUGGCCGACAUGAGCGGGUCGGCGUCGCAGCUGAACGGGGCUCACGGUGGGCAUGGCAUGAUGCUUGCGCCCCAGGCGACGGGCGGAAGCUCGAUCACCGGACCAAGUGGGAUGCUGGACCCGAGAGGGCAUGACAGAGGAGAGAAGGCGUCGAUGAGCCGGCAAGGGUACGGAGUGGAUGAUGGUAGAGGGUCGGAUCUCGAAAGACUGCACAGUAACGGCGUGUCUUCAUCGGGAGGAAACGGUGGGGCGCUCGGCUUCCAACCUCAUCAGCAGCAGCAUCCGUACGGCACGCCGAGAGUCAGUAGCUCGAUGGACGGCCAGUCACGGGAGCCAAACCUGAUACCGACGGCGAGCACACAACAACAGACGGGAGCUUACCCGAUGAAGGAUCUGGGAUACGCGCGAUGACGCUACGGCGACAUUCUCUCUAUUCUGCGGCUUCGCCGUCUCAUCAUUUCUCGACACCCAGCAUGACCUCUUUCCCGGUCUCGAUCAGCAUCGCGCUACCCUGCACUGCGUUCCCUCAGCACCGCAUCGUAAACCAGGGUGACGCCGUGAGCAUGGCUCUACACCCCCCUGCAACGCUUUACUGCA
Messenger RNA from Jaminaea rosea, 1883 nucleotides. Its product is annotated as kinase-like protein. Gene Ontology annotation, molecular function: G protein-coupled receptor kinase activity; G protein-coupled receptor binding; ATP binding. Lineage: Eukaryota; Fungi; Basidiomycota; Exobasidiomycetes; Microstromatales. The transcript is spliced from 4 exons. Gene Ontology annotation, biological process: G protein-coupled receptor signaling pathway; regulation of signal transduction; protein phosphorylation. The coding region runs from base 120 to 1697 and encodes 525 amino acids. The record is from RefSeq and is a predicted model, not a curated record.